UGCGAGCUCUGUCAGCUCCACACCUUUUCUGAUGGAUGAACAUCAAACAUAGAGGAAGGCAGGCAUGCCGUGUGCAGGUAACCCACCUGACUUGUCCAAAAACACAGUAUAAGUAAUGCCGUGAAGGGGCGGGUCCCCUCUCUUUUGCACUUGGGUUGAUCGGGUGUAGGGGCCUAGAAGGGAUCACUAAACCCAGUUUUUGUCAGUGUCUCAGUGACUUAUCUACUGCUCUCACCAGUCAAAUUGUGUACCAGCUCUGUCAUUCUGUAGCGAGGACCAUAUGCGCGGUUCCUUGUGGAAAACAUGACGUGCCAUACUGUGUGUACUGUGCUUUGGUGCCUCCUACUGUGCAGACAGCAACCUCCUGUGCACAGCCCGUACUAAUUCGUGUGAGGCCGAGUUUUUUUCGGGCGACCCGAAUACAAAGCUUGAGAGCCCGGCGCACCUCCUCCCCGUCAUUUUCAUCACCGCUCGCUAGCGCCUGAUCUGCAUCGACGCACGGCCGAGCGAGCUGUACUCGUCUUAAACCCCCCAGAAAAACCCACGCCCCUGAAAGGCAAAACCCCCGCAAACGCACGAGCAAAUGAACACCACGACAAGGAUGCCACUCUCCUUCGCGAUCUUCCCAUGCUUGCUGCUCUCCAUGGCGGCCGCCGCAGCGGCCAUGGAUCCAGCAGAGCGGGAGACGCUGUUCCUCGUCAUGGACGCCGUCUCCUCCGAUCGGGACUGGCGCUCCGAGAGCCCCGACCCUUGCAGUGCGCCUUGGCCGGGGCUCGAGUGCAAGCCGGCGGCCCCGCCAGGCAGCAGCAACGCUGCCGCGCCGCUGCACGUAACGCGUCUGGACUUCGGCGUGGAGCCCAACCCGUCUUGCAAGGACACGGCCACAUUCCCGCCCCAGGUGCUCACCUUGCCUCACCUCCAGUCCCUCUUCUUCGUCGACUGCUUCAAGAACCUGGCCGCCACCAGCACCCUCGUCCUCCCGUCGUCGGCAAACCUCUCCUAUUCCAGCCUGCAGCAGCUCAGCAUCAGGGCCAAUCCUUCGCUGUCCGGCGUGAUGCCGCCGCAGCUGGCCAGGCUCAAGUCCCUCCAGGUGCUCACCAUCUCCCAGAACGGCCUGAUCCGCGGCGAGAUCCCGCAAGGCAUCGGCGAGCUCAGGUCGCUGGUGCACCUCGACCUCAGCUACAACUCGCUGUCCGGGCCGGUGCCGAGCCAGAUCAGCGGGCUCAGGGCCUUGGUUGGUCUGGACCUGAGCUACAACGCGCUAUCCGGCCCCAUCCCGGGCCGGAUCGGCGAGCUGCGGCAGCUGCAGAAGCUGGACCUCAGCUCCAACAACCUCACCGGCGCCAUCCCUGACACUGUCGCCAAUCUGACCUCGCUUACCUUCUUGGCGCUGAGCAACAACGGCCUGACCGGGCGCUUCCCUCCUGGCCUCUCUGGCCUCCGGAACCUCCAGUACCUGAUCAUGGACAACAACCCGAUGGGUGUCCCGCUGCCGUCCGAGCUCGGCGGCCUCGCCCGUCUUCAAGAGCUCCGGCUCGCGGGCUCCGGAUACUCGGGGCCGAUACCGGAGGCGUUCGGUCAGCUGGUGAGCCUGACGACGCUUUCGCUCCAAGACAACAACCUCACGGGUGCGAUCCCGGCGGGGCUGAGCAGGCUGCACAGGAUGUACCAUCUGAACCUGAGCAACAACGGGCUGGGCGGCGCCGUGCCGUUCGACGGCGCGUUCCUGCGCCGGCUCGGCCGAAACCUCGACCUCAGCGGCAACUCGGGGCUGUGCCUGGACGACGGGAACGUCGUACGGGGCGUCGGCAUCGGUGUUGGUGCCUGCCGUGGCGGUGGCGGCGGUGGUUCGUUGGCGCGUGACACGGUAAGCAGUGCUGCCGGGAGAGGAGUGACGAAGCGGUUUCACCUGCUCGGCCCUGUAUGUGUGGUGGUGGUCUCCUGCAUAUUGUCUUUGAAUGAGCACGCGUAGUAUUGAUAGGAUUCUUGUAAUUUGUAAGUGUGCUAGCCUCUGCCCUCUGUACGUAUUUGUGUGUUGCGUUGCUAAUUUGUCUACGACGGUAGGUUUUGUAGAUUUGCACAAGUGGUUGACUUUGUGGGUUAAGCAGUGCGCCUUCUUU
Brachypodium distachyon (stiff brome) is the source of this 2120-nucleotide messenger RNA. RefSeq names its product protein TOO MANY MOUTHS. The transcript has a single exon. Lineage: Eukaryota; Viridiplantae; Streptophyta; Magnoliopsida; Poales; Poaceae. The coding region runs from base 584 to 1972 and encodes 462 amino acids. The record is from RefSeq and is a predicted model, not a curated record. Gene Ontology annotation, molecular function: protein binding.